UAGAUUAGACUACAUACAGAGAGAGGAGUGUAUAUUUUUAUUGCUUAGCGUACAUUGCGCCUACAUGCGGCGAAAAACUUCAGGUCUCUGAUGGAGCGGAAUUCACUCUGAAUCGUUGGUUUAUUUAGAGGACAAGUUACUUGUGCAAUAACUUAUGAGGUUUAGUUCUUUUAUUUGUUUUCAACUACUCCUUUUUGGAGUUUUAACAUUUCACGCGAUUUUUUAUUUUCGGCGUUGUUCAAAUGUGCAGGAGUUACAUUAUUAUUCGCAGAUAAUACAGCAUCAAAAUGAGAGCUCAAAUCGAGGUAAUCCCAUGCAAAAUUUGCGGCGACAAGUCAUCAGGCAUCCAUUAUGGUGUGAUCACCUGUGAGGGUUGCAAGGGCUUCUUCCGUCGAAGUCAGCAGAACAAUCCAAUAUACUCCUGCUCAAGGCAGAGGAACUGCCUUAUUGACCGAACCAAUCGCAACCGCUGCCAGCACUGUCGCCUGCAGAAGUGUCUGGCACUGGGUAUGAGCCGUGAUGCGGUGAAGUUUGGCCGCAUGUCAAAAAAGCAGCGCGACAGCCUCUAUGCUGAGGUACAGAAGCACCAGCAGUCCCAGGAGCGGGCAGGGGGUCUGGGCAGCACUGUACUCAGCCACACUGGUGAUGAUGCUGGGGAGAACGGCAACAGCCACAGCCGGGUAUACAGUCGGGGCUCCAGUUCCACUCUUAGUGACCUGGAUGACAUUACUACGCUACCAGAUGGCCUGCUGUUUGAUCUGCCACUCACACCAGAGGACGCUAGCGACUACUGCAGCCUGGAGCUGCAGGGAGGCAGCGGGGGGAGCAGUUCAUCCUCCCAGAGUUCCCCUGAGCCGAACAGACAUGAGUUUGGCGACUCAAUGCACAUCAAACACGAGUAUGAUUCGGGACUCUUCUCUCGCUCAUUGCUUAACCCACAUGAAGGCAGUUCCUUGAUGGAAAUUGAACGAAUCACACAGAUUGUGGUGAAAUCCCACAUGGAGACGAGUCAGUACAGCACAGAAGAGCUGAAGAGAUUCGCUUGGACCCUCUAUACACCAGAAGAGAUACGCGCCUACCAAAACAAGCCCACAGAGAUGCUGUGGCAGCAGUGUGCAGUGCGUAUCACGAACGCCAUUCAGUACGUGGUUGAGUUUGCCAAGCGUAUCUCUGGAUUUAUGGACCUGUGUCAAAAUGACCAGAUAAUCCUUCUCAAAGCAGGCUGCUUGGAUGUGCUAUUGAUCCGAAUGUGUCGGGCCUACAACCCCAUCAACAAUACGCUGUUGUUUGAUGGAAAGUUUGCGAGCCCACAGCUGUUUAAAGCACUCGGUUGUGACGAUCUAGUUAGUGCUGUGUUUGAGCUGGGCAAAACCAUGAGUCGACUACAGCUGUCGGAAGAAGAGAUGGCACUUUUUACCGCCACUGUGCUUCUGUCUCCAGACCGUCCUUGGCUGACAGAUGCUCAAAAGGUGCAGAAACUUCAGGAAAAGGUCUAUGUUGCAUUGCAACACUGUCUUCAUAAAAAUUGUGCUUCUGAGGAAAAAAUGGCAAAGAUGGUGUCCAAGUUGCCCAAGAUGAAGUCUAUUUGCAACCUCCAUAUUGAUAAGCUGGAGUUUUUCCACCUCCUUCACCCAGAAACAGCCUACAACUUCCCUGCUCUCUACAGGGAGGUCUUCUGCAGCGAAAUCACCUUCCCAGACUCCACUGAGGGCUAACAUUAAUUCAAGUGUCACAGUGGGGCUAAUGUCAGAGAGGUAGAGAGAGUUAAAGAAAGACAGGGGAUGAAAUAGGAGGUAAAUGGAUAUGUGUUUGAGACAAACAAUCAACACACUGACAAUCCUGCACAUUACACUUUAGGCCUCCAUCUAUAACCUCCCUCCUGAUGGGGUGAUUCAGACCCACAUUUCUUACGAGACGCUGAUAAAUGGCAGCAGUCUAACAUGAGGUGCUGGGUGUUUUUAGUCAAGCUACCUACUUAUAGUGACGCAUAUGGAGUAAACAAUAUAUAUGUAAUUAUAAACAGUACUAAAUUAAACAUGGAGCUCAAAAUCUCCCUAAAAAUGAAAUACUUGAAAAGUGGGUUAGGGGAUAUUUCCCUUAACCAUUUUCUUUGUACUCUUUGGAAGAGAGUUUAUUUGAAUGUAACCCAAAUGGCAUGUGGCACAGAUUAAGAAAAUGUAAAACAAGCCUUUGAGGCUUCGUUUUUGUAGUUUAGCCAUGCAGGCGAGAGUUUUGAAUCCAUGAAAGGGACCAAAUGCAAACAUGCAGCCCUGUUCUUCGUACUUUAGCAUUUCAGUGAGUCAUCCUGAAGUUGUAAAUGCCAUAUGAGCACCCACAUUUUCACUGACUUAACACUAACUAAAGAGCAUCACGCAGGCUUUGUACAAACACACGUGCACAGUGUUCUUUGUAGCUAUUUUAUUUUUGCAUAUAAAUGACAAAGAUGCAACUAAAUUAAUGAAAACCUCAUCCCUACUUCCCUUUCCAAUGCAAAUACCACUUCAAUUAAUAUAUUAGAGGUAUUUAGAUAUCCUCAUUUGAUUUUAAAGUGAAACCAAUAGAUGUAUUUCAAAAUAUAAAUAUAAGCAGAGCCUACAGAAAGGGUAAGAUAUAUAUGUAGAGAGAGAAAAAGAGAGGACAUAAUUAUGGUAGAAAGAAAGUUGCACCAAUGAUUGAAUAUUCUCUAGCCCCUUCAAAGACUUCCUAAACCUUGGAGUGGAAUUCUGGGAAGACAGGUCUGGAUUUGGAAUUUGCCUGACAUGCUGAUUUUGAAAGCUUUAGAUUUGGAUGCAGGUAAACAGCACUUAAGGCUCUGAUACAUCACAAAUAAAACUGGGGAAAUAAACACUGUCAUUGAUGCACUCUUAUACGAGCAGGACUUUGCUUUCAUCCCACCUUUGAUGACUGAAAGACAGUGCCACUGUGAGGGAGAGUUUCUGAAUUCGAGCCCCUCUAAGUGAGCGUGCACUCAAACAGCUGCCGUGGGAGCAGGACCUCAGGGGAGGAAACGGAUGGGUGGAACCAGAUAUCUUUAGAGAAAACCUACAGACAACCUGAGCUCACUGUCAGUCGCUAGGACACCACGGAAAUAAGGAACAGACGUCAUCAAGGAUAUGUGGAUUCACAGACUUUACCUUAUACUUUGAGUCUGAUGUGGGGAUCAGUGUUGUGUUGUUGUGUGAUUGUUUUUUCCCACCACCCCCUUCACCCUGUGUGUUCACAUAUAGCACAACUACUGGUUGACAGAGCCAUCAGCUACCCCCCUGAGUUAGGGAAUACUAUGGUUAGUUUGUUUUCUAAAACUUUGCAUAUUUUGUCAUCCAAACUGAAGGACAAAUCAUAUCUAUGAUUUGCAGUGUGAUAGCAACUUCUAUUCUUCUGAAUCAGGAAGUCCUACAAGAUGGAGAUCAAGACUGACCUCAGGGGAGAUUAGGAGUGGCCCAGAAACAGGUCAACCAAUCAAAGACAAAAGGAGGGCUCAGAACCCCUCUGUGCCCAGAUCCAGGCAGAAAAAAUACUUUUCUGCAGCUGUAUCAAAUUAUAGGCUAUGAGAGACAUUGUUCAGAAUGACUGAUAACUAUCAACCUCCAUUUUCCUGUCAGUUACACUUAAUAAGCUCUAAUAGUAAAUGUUUGCACUGCUGGAACAGUGCUGCUGUCCAAACUGUAUAUUUUCAUGUAAGAUUUUAUAUGGUUGGUAUAAUAUACUAUUUUCUGGGUGCUUCAUACAUUAUCAUAAUGUCUGCCUGUGCAAUAGUCAGUCUUUCCAUGUUUAGUAUCGAGGGCCCUCAAAAGCCAAGGAGUCAUCUCCUUGGAUAUCAUAAGCACUCCAGCUCAGAUCAUUUAACACCUACCUUAAGGUUGCUAAUUUCUGUAUACUCAACACUCGAAUAUCUUUACAUUUUUUACACUUGUCUAGUAUUAAUUGAUUUAAAGUUGAUGCGUGAAGGCAGAGAAAGAAUGUAACAAAGUGCAAAUACGUUGUAAAAAACAUUUCGAGUUUUAGAUGAUGUAUUUGUGGAGUGUAAUUUGCAGCUUCACAAAUUGUCCCAAGCGUUCACCACCAUCCGAGAGGGCAGUUCUGGAAGUUUGCAUUUACUUCUACACAGUCACUCAGGGAGAUAGCUGGGUUCUCUGUCCUAUGAUGUCUUCUUCAGUUAGCCUAGCAAGAUAACUUGCACCAAAUAGAAGACCUUAAACCUUAAUCACUGUGUACAGUAACUUUUCUUGUGAAUGUUAAUCACAGAAGAAUCAAAGACUUUAACCCCUGUCUUAUAUCAGUGCUAUUGGAGGACUUUUUGAAAAAAUAAAAGAAUCAAAAAUAUAUUAAAUGGCAUAUAGAUAUAUAUGGAUGAAUUUAAUCUUUGAUUCUAGUGUUGUGUUUUUAUUUGUUUUAUGUGAUCUUUUAUUUCUCUGUCAUUGCUUUUCUGUCAUAUAUUUUCAUACCUGUUUAGUGUCAUCCUUUGUCUUGAAUGAUUAAAAUCCUAUUCUUUUUUUAAAGAGCAUUUUUAAGCAGAAAAUCCCAUGAGAGUCCUCAUUCUUUUGCCAUGAUCCUUUUGUGGUUACUUUCAGUUUUAACUUUGUUGUUUUUAAGUAAAUAUAUCACAUGAUAGAUUUUAAGUAAAAUAAUGUAUGGUAUAUUAUGGAUUCAGACAUUACAUAUAAACAUACAAACAAACACAUAAAAAGAGUUAUUGUUGUACAAUUAGGAUUAAACACAUGGAUU
This is a messenger RNA of Xyrauchen texanus (razorback sucker), 4725 nucleotides long. Its product is annotated as nuclear receptor ROR-beta-like. Gene Ontology annotation, biological process: regulation of transcription by RNA polymerase II. The record is from RefSeq and is a predicted model, not a curated record. Gene Ontology annotation, molecular function: nuclear receptor activity; RNA polymerase II cis-regulatory region sequence-specific DNA binding; zinc ion binding. The transcript is spliced from 10 exons. NCBI's taxonomy places the organism in Eukaryota, Metazoa, Chordata, Actinopteri, Cypriniformes, Catostomidae. Gene Ontology annotation, cellular component: nucleus. Bases 288 to 1715 code for a protein of 475 amino acids.